AGAAUGUUGAAGUCUCUAAUAAAUUGAGUGCAGAAGAUUUUAUUAAAGUUGAGGUAGAAAUUCAAGAAUUUAAAGAUAUCGAAAUUACUGAUGAAGAAAUUAUCAGUUAUGUAAAAUCAAUUCCUGAACCUGAACCAGAAGAUGAAGUAGCUGUUGAACAAAAAAUUGCUACCAUCCUUUCUUAUGUUUUCUUAUAUUCAAAAUCCACCCGAAAAUCUUACUUUUGA
This is a messenger RNA of Entrophospora candida, 227 nucleotides long. Lineage: Eukaryota; Fungi; Glomeromycota; Glomeromycetes; Entrophosporales; Entrophosporaceae. The record is from the annotation of a GenBank genome assembly.